AUGCCAUCAGUUAGCAGUUCGAGAAAUGAAUUUCCGAUGCUCUCGAGUACUUGCUCCUCUGCGAGCUGGUCAAAAAUCGGCCUCAUAGCAUACCCCGAUAACUCAACGGCGGAUGGCAAUCUAUCGAUUACUUUUCUAGAAACGAUAAAUGGAACGAAUUGGAAGUUUCACAAACCAUAUAAUUAUUUGAUACACCCUCACAUGUACGAUGAUCCCAAAUCGAAUGGUUCAUCUACUUCUAAUGGCGUGAAACAGGGCCAAUUUUUCUAUGAUAUUGAUUUUGUUAAGUGGAAUAACUGGUCUCUACUUGGUGGAGAACUAUUGGCCGUAUCUGACUCUGUUGGAAAUCUCACAAUUCUGGCUGCGAGCCUCAACGAUGAAGGUAAUACUACAUAUGAAUCUCUUUCCAUGCUUUUCCAGGAUACCAUUUUUAAAGUUCACAAUAAGUUCUUACAUCUCACCCCAAUCAACAGCUAUACCUCUGCUGAUGCUAAGGAUAAUUCGAAACUAGAAAGAAAAGGGACUAAAAAGGAGUACAUGACUAGAAUAUUGGAUUUUCAAUGGUGUGGGAACUCCAAACCCAUCCUUACACCCCUGGGUGCCAUGAAGACUCCACAAACUGAACCACCAUUCUAUAAAAAUCAUAUCCAGAACUGCACUCCAAUUGGGGUAUUCCACCCAGCAUCAGUAAAACACGCUUUCACGGCAAUAAGAACUAAUGGGAUGGUAGAUUUUUGGUACCAACUCUCCAAUUCGAAGGAUUUCAAAAAAAUCUCUCUACCAGUUAAUCAAGGAUCAAGGCAGAACGAAUUUGAGUGGUUGGAAAAUGCGUCAAUUGCUCAUAUGGAUGAAGAUCAAUGCUUCCUUAUUGGAACAUUCUCCAACGUUAGCCAAAAAAUAAAUUUCUACAAACUAAAAGUGGACUGGAACGUUAAUGGAAGUACUGUCAAUGACCCUUCACUCCAGCUGACACAUAUCUACGAAAUGUUACCGGAAACAACAUAUAAGGCAUCCGUGCUACUAAAAUUAACAAACAUGAAAAUACUUUCAAGAACACCGAUUCCAAAUUCAAAGCCUGAAAUUCUACUAACUUAUAGAUCCCUCAAUCAAAAUCAAUCCGCAACUACUUUUCGUUCCAUUGUUAAAAGAUACCAAAUCACUUCCACCUCUCUGAAUGAGACAUUCUUAGAAUCUCUGAGUAUUCAAGUUCCCUCGCAACGGAUAACUCAUUAUUGUCUCAAAUCGAUGGGAACUUUAGAAUUACAAAAUCUGUUGAAGGAAAUUACAGCUGAAGAUCUCUGUAUUUCUACAGCUUUUAAAUACGACGAUGGACAUAUUGAGAUUUACAGCAGGAAUAAUUGGAAGCUGCAAAUUGGUACUGAAAGUAGUACGACAGGAGGCUACGACAAGCCUUUUAUUCAAUCAAUGUUCUCCGUUGGUUUCAAAUAUCAGGAUAUCCCAACCUCUGCUAACGUUGAAUGGAGCAUAAUAUCUCCUUCCAUGGGGGGAACGUUAAUCAAAUUUCUCAAUGAACCCUUGCCUGUUUUCAAAAGUGUUCUAAAUGAGGUAAUUACUGAUCCUAUUCGUGACCAAAUCCAUGCCACCGGUUUGGCACUUGUAUUUGUGAUAUUGAGCCAUAGAAACUUUUCAGGAGAGGAUAUUACUAUAACCAUUAAAACUCACGUUUUGAGGCUUCAGGAACUUGAUCCGAAGAGAGCGCUAAACUUUAUAUCAAUGCUCAUCUCAACUAUUUUUGGAUUAUAUGGGCUUGUUCUUGAUGGCACAAAAGGCACCCUUGAUAAGGCAUUACAGUCUAAAGCCGUGCAAAAAAUACUUUUACUACAAAUGGAAAUGGGUCCACAUAUUAUAGCCAACAAAAACAUAUAUUCUGUUGGAUAUAUUGCAAUGAAGCUAAGAAAUAUGAAUAUUGCAUUCAACGGUGUGGCCCGAAAUGUUCAAGCAAUGAUCCAACACACUUCUAACAUCAGCAUGCUGCCCAAUGGAAAAGUUUUUCAAUUUGCCUUUUCUAAGCAGGAUUUGAUUUAUUCUGUUUUGCCAUCUGCAAAAUGGAUAAUAACGUUCAUUUCCUUUGUGACCCAGCAGUUAAUUCUAAAAGUUAACAAUGUUCCAGACAGCGAUGAGAGCUUAUUGAUAAGUUUAUUUGGGUCCAGGAUCAUCAGACACCUUGUGAGUAAGGUCAUUCGGGAAUUAACAAACAUAGCAAACUUAAUGAUAAAAUUCCCCGAAAUUGCAUUUCCAAUUCUCAAUGAAUCAUCUCAAUUCUUCAGAAAGGUAAUUAAUGACUGUACGGUUAAUUUGGACUUAUUUGAAACCUUCCUGUCUGAAUUUGGAAGUAAAAUUAAUGAACUCGAUCAGAACACAGUAAUCGUUCAACAAAAAUAUGAAGCAGAAUUCUUAAUCAAAACAGAAGUUCCUGAUAGUCUACCGGAAUUUGACAGUAUCUUACGAGCUACAACAAUGUCAUUUCUACUGCCUAACAUCAAUCUUUCAACUGUUUUCUUCACCGACACCUCAUUUUUGAACCUAUGCUGGGAAGAAAAAUUCAAAAACGAGCUAUUGUCACUUCAAGCUCCCAUAACUAAUGGACUAGUUACAAAUGAAUCUUCUGUGUCUCUAACCGAUAGUGUCCCAGAUUCGAUAUACGAUGAUAUCACUAGUGAGCAUGUUGACUUGACGAAGAGGUCCGUGAUUAAAAAGUGCUGUCGUUGUGGCACAUUCACUAGGGCCGGUUAUCCCGUGGAUGGACAGAAUACUGUUGUUUCCACUUCAAUAGUUACUAAGCGAUGGACUGCUUUAUAUUACAGGAACUGUCACUGUACUGGGUUGUUGUAUGAAAUAAAGCUCAAAUGA
This is a messenger RNA of Kluyveromyces lactis, 2871 nucleotides long. RefSeq names its product Sin4p (gene SIN4). The record is from RefSeq and is a predicted model, not a curated record. Lineage: Eukaryota; Fungi; Ascomycota; Saccharomycetes; Saccharomycetales; Saccharomycetaceae. The coding region runs from base 1 to 2871 and encodes 956 amino acids. The transcript has a single exon. Gene Ontology annotation, biological process: positive regulation of DNA-templated transcription. Gene Ontology annotation, cellular component: mediator complex.